AUGGACUCCCAGUCUGAUCCAGCAAGGCUUGUUGGGGUACUGACCCAACUCUACCAGCACAUUGUGGCCUUGGCAUUUGCUGUAAGGGAAAUCAAUUUAAACCCACGACUCUUACCCAACAUUACUCUGGGCUUCCAGAUCUAUAAUAACCAGUUCAGUACAAGCACAAUCUAUCAAGCUUCAAUGGAACUUCUCUCAACUCAGGAAAGUUUAAUCCCAAACUACAAGUGUGACACCCGGAGCAAUCCAGUAGCAGUCAUUGGGGGACCUGAUUCCAAUGUCUGCCUCCAUAUGGCAACCAUCCUGAGCUACUACAAGAUGCCACAGCUUGCAUAUGGUUCCGCACCAGUACUGGAUACUGAAAAACAAGGUGCUUUCAUCCAACAGAUGUUCCCAUAUGGGGCUCACCAAUAUAUGGGGAUUCUCCAGUUACUUCUUCAUUUCAGGUGGACAUGGAUUGGGGUGAUUUAUUUCGAUGAUGACAACGGAGAGAGGUUUGUGCAGAAUGUGCUUCCCAUCUUCUCCCAAAGAGGCAUCUGCUUUGCCUUCGUAGAAUGUUUACCAAAACAGGGAUCCUCCGAUACUUUUGGUGCAAUUGCGGGAAAGGGGGUCAACAUGACUGCGGGCAUCAUGGCAAGCACUGCCACUGUGGUGGUUGUGCAUGGUGAAAUUCAGACCAUGCUAGUCUUGAGGACAUUGAUUGAGUUUUGGGAGUUCAGUAGUAGCCUAAAGAAUACAAAACUCCUGGUUAUGACAGCUCAAAUGGAUUUCACAUCAUUUCAUUUGCAAAGACAGUGGGACAUAGACUUCAUCCAUGGUGCUCUAUCUUUUGCAGUCCACUCUGAAAGGGUGUCAGGAUUCCAUACAUUUAUUCAGAACAGGAACCCUAUUUCAGAAAAAGAAGACAAAUUGCUUAGAGUAUUCUGGGAACAAACAUUUACCUGUCUUCUCCCUGACACCAAGGUAGACAUGGCAAAUGAGGAAUUCUGCACGGGGAAGGAGAAGUUAGACACUCUUCCAGCAUCAGUUUUUGAAAUGACUGCAACUGCCCACAGUUACAACAUGUACCUUGCUGUUUAUGCUGUGGUUCAUGCCCUGCGAUCCAUGGAUUUGUCAAAGUCCAAAAAGGAAGCGAUUGCAGGACGGCAGAGAAAGAAGUUUCUCAUUGAACUGCCAUGGCAGCUGCAACAACGAUUUCACAUGGCGGCCGGCCCACCUGGUCUGGGAAUGGAGACUGCCAACUAG
This is a messenger RNA of Lacerta agilis (Sand lizard), 1245 nucleotides long. Its product is annotated as vomeronasal type-2 receptor 26-like. Gene Ontology annotation, biological process: G protein-coupled receptor signaling pathway. Lineage: Eukaryota; Metazoa; Chordata; Lepidosauria; Squamata; Lacertidae. The record is from RefSeq and is a predicted model, not a curated record. The coding region runs from base 1 to 1245 and encodes 414 amino acids. Gene Ontology annotation, cellular component: membrane. The transcript has 4 exons. Gene Ontology annotation, molecular function: G protein-coupled receptor activity.